AUGCCACCUGUCAAAGAAGACAUCAAAGUCGCCGUUAUGGGCCUCGGCCUCGGCGGCCUCGCCCUCGCCAAGAGCAUGGCGAAGGUCCAUCGCGUCUGCGCCUUCGACUACUGCUGGGAAGGACCCCACGACCCGGUCAAGAACAUUUGGUGGUCGGACAACCCCUACGACCUCUCCUUCGCCACACACUUCAUCAUCGCGGAUUCAUGCUCGCGCCGCUACACUGGGAGGGAGUUCGAAGCCUGGGUGACGGAUAUCCUCUGGGCGCGAAGUAUCAUCCGAGCGGCCCUCGUUGGCAGAGAAUCCCCCGCCACCAUCAUCCUGGCGAGCGUGGUGCCCGAGGGGGGCCUAACCAAAAAGCUCCUUGGAGAGUUUCAUGCCGCAGGACAUCGACUUGGCGUUGCACCACAGCCCGACUUGGACUUCGGCGAAGAUGGAAUUCUCCGUCGCAUCCCAAAGCUUGUUGGGGGCAUUGAUCGCGAAUCGGCGAGGAGUAUUGGUUCGCUGUACGAGUCUGUCUUCGGCAGAAGCGAGGUGGAACCGCCGGGCAAGCUAGAGUUUGCUGAGGCCGCCACAGCUCAUGGUUUUUUGAUGGAUAUUGAGUUAUUCGCGAGAAUAUACAAGCUAAUGGGAGAUUAUAUCGACCGUGCGGAAGAGGAGUACGGUGAAGAAUGGUCUGAUGAUGAGGGCUCCGAUUAA
This is a messenger RNA of Cladophialophora carrionii CBS 160.54, 699 nucleotides long. RefSeq lists its product as uncharacterized. The transcript is spliced from 2 exons. Lineage: Eukaryota; Fungi; Ascomycota; Eurotiomycetes; Chaetothyriales; Herpotrichiellaceae. The record is from RefSeq and is a predicted model, not a curated record. Bases 1 to 699 code for a protein of 232 amino acids.